Messenger RNA from Laetiporus sulphureus 93-53, 754 nucleotides. RefSeq lists its product as uncharacterized. The record is from RefSeq and is a predicted model, not a curated record. The transcript has 3 exons. NCBI's taxonomy places the organism in Eukaryota, Fungi, Basidiomycota, Agaricomycetes, Polyporales, Laetiporaceae. The coding region runs from base 112 to 408 and encodes 98 amino acids.
ACGGGCGCCUGUUGUGGUUGCAAAGUCAACCAGAACGCUCCGAUGCCUUCGUCCAUGGAAUGUUAUUCUACAAACCAACCUCGCACUCGACGUAAGCGGCGGCACCCAAGGAUGUCCCUCGGCUUCGCCAUGCCGCUCGAGUGGUUGAGAGACUAUUCCAAGGAGCACAACCUGGUGCGCCGGUCGACCGGCGCCGCGCUCGACGAUAUCACACAGAAGUUUGGCGGAUUCCUCUUCGUUCAUUGGGUCAAGCAUGACUGUCCACAGGGUUACCUUCUUUUCCUCGCCGUCGCCACCAACACCCGUCCUGAUUAUCUUGCAAUGGCCACCCCAGAGAGGGUUGCCGCUCUCAAAGCCAUUCUGGGAAGGGAUGAUGAGCCUGGAUGGAAGCAUUGCUGUGUCAUAUAGAGAUAUCGCGAUGAAAGAAAUAGUGUACAGUGACGCGGCUUCGCGUGUCACUAGUGUUCACGUUUCGCGCCUCACACGGCAAGAUUUGUCGAAAACUACUAUCGCUUCGAGAUGGGUAUGAGCCCCUUGGAUUCGCUGAAUAACUGAAUUUGUACUAUUACGCUCCUUGUUCAUUCUUAGCACGAUGAACUGCUCGAAAAAAGGAGGCCUCGUCGGCUGCCAGUGAUGACCCAAUUACGUACGGGGAGGUAUAGAAUUCCUUUUUUACAGUAUGCUAUCGUUCCUCUUCGCGCUUUGGUUCGUUUUCACAGUGUCUAGCCGACUAACCGAUAAUGCAUACCAGAAC